Messenger RNA from Aethina tumida (small hive beetle), 2117 nucleotides. It is a transcript of the gene ogre, whose product is annotated as innexin inx1. Gene Ontology annotation, molecular function: gap junction channel activity. NCBI's taxonomy places the organism in Eukaryota, Metazoa, Arthropoda, Insecta, Coleoptera, Nitidulidae. The coding region runs from base 341 to 1426 and encodes 361 amino acids. The record is from RefSeq and is a predicted model, not a curated record. The transcript is spliced from 4 exons. Gene Ontology annotation, cellular component: plasma membrane; gap junction.
CUUCUAUGAGCGUGUAGUGGGGGACAAUCCAAGGGGGCAGCACACUGCGCUCAGUAGCAAGUUAUUCGACAGAGCGAUUCCGUCGUACGACUUCCCAGACUCAUAAAACAACGAAAAUCAAACAGACAGAGUGAUACAGUUUUGUCGGCGAAAAUGUAUUUGUGUGACCCGGACAACUGGAGGAGGUGGUGCAACUUUUAUGCGUGAUGAACUGAACGAUCCUGCUCGAGCGAAGGGGUGAAACAAACACCUCCAGUGAUACAAACAAGACUGUUAUUAUUACUACCACUAUUAUUAUUGUUAUUUUAAACUAGUGAAUCGUACAUAACACUGCCAAAACAUGUUUAAAUUAUUGGGAGGACUGAGGACGUACCUCAAGUACCAGGACAUCGUGACCGACUGUGCGAUAUUCAGAUUGCACAACCUCUUCACCACCGCACUGUUGAUGGCCUGCAGUUUGAUCAUCACCGCAUCUCAAUAUGUCGGCAAUCCGAUCCAAUGCAUCGUAUCUGGGGUGCAAGUGCAUGUCGUCAACACCUUUUGCUGGAUCUCGUCCACUUUCACGAUGCCGGACGCGUACCGAAGACAGGUUGGCAUGGAGGUGCCGCACCCCGGCAUCGACAACGACUUCGACGACAAGAACGCCCAAAAAUACUACACCUACUACCAAUGGGUCUGUUUCGUGCUGUUCUUCCAGGCUGUAGCAUGUUACGUACCGAAAUUUCUGUGGGAGAUUUUCGAAAACGGCCGCAUGAGAAUGUUGGUCAUGGGCUUGAACAUCGGUGCUUGCCACGAGAACGAAAAGAACGCCAAGAAGGAGAUCCUGAUUGAUUAUUUGAUCCAGCACAAUAAGAAACACAAUCUCUACGCUUUGAGAUACUGGGCGUGCGAGUGCCUGUGUCUGGUGAACAUCCUGGUGCAGCUCUACGUGAUGAACAGAUUCUUCGACGGCGAGUUUCUCUCGUACGGCUGGAAGGUGAUGCACUUCUCCGAAGAGGCCCAGGACGACCGCGUCGACCCCAUGGUGUACAUCUUCCCCCGCGUCACCAAGUGCAUCUUCCACAAGUACGGUCCGUCCGGCAGCAUCCAGAAGCACGACAGUCUGUGCAUCCUGCCUCUGAACAUCGUCAACGAGAAAACGUACAUCUUCAUCUGGUUCUGGUUUAUGAUUCUGGCCACGCUGCUCACCAUCUUGGUCGCCUACAGGAUAGUGAUCAUUUUGUUCCCGAAACUGAGGCCGAAGAUCUUGCACGCCAAAAACAAGAGCAUCCCGAUCGAGGUUUGCGAGGCGCUGACCAGGAAAGUCGGACUGGGCGACUGGUGGAUUCUGCUGAUGUUGGGCACGAACAUGGAUUGCCUGAUCUACAGGGAGAUCAUAUCCGAGUUGGCCAAGAAAAUUGAGACGAAUGCGAGCAAUCAGCAUUGACGUUGAUUCACCAAGUGGCGAAUCGGCGCUUCUUUUUGGGACCACGGACUAAUUUUGUUACUGUUACACAUUGGAGGGUUGUGAAUGAGAGCAAUAAAUUUUACACUGUUUUGUGUUCUGAUAUAGAUACGGUGCAAAUCAUUAAGUAAUUAAUAAUUUUAAAACGUUACGAAGGAAAACAUAUUUUUAUAUAAAGUUUUUGAUAAUUAUACAAGUAGAUGUUUUGGGCCUGAAAUGUGUUGGUUCGCCUGCAGUAGUUAAGAAUUCUCGACACGGUGAAGUACAAACUGAAUCUACAAAUUUGCAUUUUAUUUCUGAUUUUUUACCUAGGAUGUAAUUGCAACAAUCUCCUAAUUUUAUUAUAUAUUUUGUACGAUUAUUAUCUGAGUAGAGUGAGUUAUUUAUAUAUAUUUUUUAACAGUUUUCAUUCCAUGGCAAUAGGCUAGUCCGAAAUUCCACUGAUAUUUUUAUUAUCAUUGUAAUCUGUGAUCUGCUGGCGAAUUUAGUUGCCACUGAUAAAAAAUUUGCCUUACAUGCAGACUGUAUUAUUGUGUUAGGUACUAUUAACUUUUUACAUAUCGAUUUGUAAAUUUAUACGAGUUUUUAGAAAGUAUAUUUUGCUAUAAUGCACUUUAUACAUAUAAUAUGUAGUUUUUACUGUAUAUUAAAUAAAGAUUUUUUAAAAAACUAA